Anolis sagrei ordinatus is the source of this 1599-nucleotide messenger RNA. Lineage: Eukaryota; Metazoa; Chordata; Lepidosauria; Squamata; Anolidae. The record is from RefSeq and is a predicted model, not a curated record.
AAAGAAUAAGGCUGCACGGGAACCGAGGAAAAUGCUGAGACUGUGAUUACUCACCGUAAGAGAUGUACAGAUCAUGACAAAAGAGAAUUCUGGAACCAUGGCUGAAGAGAAAGGAAUGCUUCUUAAUAUAAACUCAACUCAGUCUCCAGUAACAACUUCUUCUUAUGAUCGUAUUUUGAAUCCUGUCUUGAUCACUAUCUACACAGUAGUGUUUAUUGGUGGCGUGUGUGGAGUCAUCAGGAUGUCCUCUUUGCUGAUGAAAAUGAAUGCAUUAUCAGUCACCACAACAGCAAUCAUAAACCUGGUGGCGAUCCACAGUCUCUUCCUUGUGACUGUACCAUUUCGACUCUAUUACUACAGCACAGGCAACUGGAUCUUUCAAAUAUUCUUUUGUAAACUUGUGAGCAUAAUGGUACACUUGCACAUGUACCUCACCUUUCUUUUCUAUGUGAUUAUCCUGUUAACCAGGUGUCUUAUUUUCUUUAAGAAGAAGGAUAAGGUGGAAUUCUACAGAAAUUUGCAUGCAGUUGCUAUGAGCACAGCUGUGUGGUUUCUGACUCUUGUUGCUAUAGGACCUGUAAUGUAUUUAUGGUAUGGAAAAAGGGGGGAAUAUAGCAACAACAAAUGUUUUAUCUUUCACCAGGAAUUAGAGGUCAGCGCAGUGAAAGUAUUGAACUACAUUUUAAUUGUCAUCAUGAUUGUGAUAACAUGUGCCCUUUUGGGCUUACAAGUUUUCAUGCUUCAGAAGGUGGUGAAGAUGAUCUCAGGGUCCAUUUUCCUUCAUCAAGAGUUUCGGGCCCAGCUGAAAAGCCUUAUUUUUGUUUUAGUUUCCAUUUUUUGCUUCCUUCCUCAUCACUUAUUUCGGAUUUAUUAUAUUCAGCACUGGAACAAGAAACCGUAUUUGACUAUAUACAAUGAGGUCUUCUUGAGUAUAACUGCACUCAGCUGCCUUGAUUUGUUUUCAUUUGUGAUUGGGGAAAUGAAACUCUUAAGGCCAAAAAUCUGUUGUUAAUGCAUUAUGUAUUUGCCUUAAGAAAAAUGCCUAUAGACCAAUAAGGUCAGCUGAUCAGAGAAAAAGUAUAUGACUUUACAUUUCUCAAAACAAAAAUCUAGGUAAUAUAAAUAAUAUGCUGUGUGUUUUUAUGUAUAUGCAUCUGUGUGGAUACACACACACAUAUAUCUACACCCUGAAAGAAAUUGUAGAGAACUUCAACAGUAUGCCUAACUACAUCUUUGCAGCUUGGGUGAGUCUUUCCAGAUGUUGGACUGCAAACAACAUCAUCCCUCACAACAAGUUCUAGGGAUCCUUAUAGUUGCUCUCCAGUAACAUUCAGAGAGCUGAAUAUCCCCUAAAUCUAAUUUGCUUGUUUCAUGGCAAUUCAGCAGCUGUUUCAUAUUUACAUACUAUUGCUACCUUAAGAAAAAUAUACAGGAAAAAAAUCUGUCUACACUACAAUUGAUCUUAGCCAAAAGGCCAAGAAGCGAUAAAAAGGCUAAAAUCAAGUGUAGUGUAAAAAUCUGUCUAUAAUGAAGGGUUGGUAAAAGGAAAAAAAGGAAUAACAGUGACACAAAAACAUUAAAAGUUUUUGAUCUUUUAUA